Messenger RNA from Suillus subalutaceus, 900 nucleotides. RefSeq names its product protein kinase. The record is from RefSeq and is a predicted model, not a curated record. The transcript has 4 exons. Lineage: Eukaryota; Fungi; Basidiomycota; Agaricomycetes; Boletales; Suillaceae. Gene Ontology annotation, biological process: signal transduction; endocytosis; peptidyl-serine phosphorylation. Gene Ontology annotation, molecular function: ATP binding; protein serine/threonine kinase activity. The coding region runs from base 1 to 900 and encodes 299 amino acids. Gene Ontology annotation, cellular component: cytoplasm; nucleus.
AUGAGUAAAGUCCCAGCUCGAGUUGACGGAAGAUUUAGGCUGGGAAAGAUUCUGGGAUCUGGGUCAUAUGCUGUUGUAUACCACGCACAGAACUUCCUCAAUGAUGAUGUAGUUGCCAUCAAACUUGAGCCCCUCACCUCUCGCCCAUCUUCUGUGGAGCGCGAAUACAAAAUUCUGAAACGACUUGGAAAUGGAGUUGGGAUCCCCCAUGUCAUUUGGUUCGGUAGGGAAUCGACAUAUCACGCUUUGGCUCUUGAACUCCUUGGCCCAUCAUUGCAUGAUAUCUUCAAGACACGCAACCGACAAUUCAGCCUUCACACUGUCGUGAAUAUAGGAGACCAGCUGGUACUGGGUCUUGGCGAUUCAACGCAAACUCUCUUUGUCGUCGAUUUUGGUAUCACAAAGAUGUACUGGAACACUGCAACCGAAACACACAUACCAUUUCGCAGGGGGCACCCUCUCACAGGCACUCCUGCCUUCGCUUCAAUCAACAACCACUUGGGCUUGGAGCCAGGCCGCCGUGAUGACCUUGAGUCGUUUGCAUAUAUGUUGAUCUAUUUCUUACUUGGCUCCCUUCCAUGGCUAACUAGCAACCAUGAGAAGCUCUCCACCUCUGACAUACUCAAGCGCAAAGUGGACACAACCAUUGCAGAUUUAUGUGAUGGUAUUCCUUCUGAAUUUGCAAACAUUCUUGUCUACUCGCGGUCCCUUUCGUUCUCAGAAGAUCCCGACUAUGAUUAUCUUCGCUCAAUGCUUCGCGGACUUCGCACCACAGAAAUUGGCUUGCUGGAUUUCAUCCAGCCCAAUGACCCUAUUGCCAACAUGGAGGGUUCAACAGGAUUUGGGUAUGGCGACUGGUUAAGACUCGUAGUGGCUUUCGUUCCUAGGCAUUAUCUGUAG